Closterium sp. NIES-67 is the source of this 1679-nucleotide messenger RNA. NCBI's taxonomy places the organism in Eukaryota, Viridiplantae, Streptophyta, Zygnematophyceae, Desmidiales, Closteriaceae. The record is from the annotation of a GenBank genome assembly.
GACUUCUUUACCUGUUGGCGCUACGCUGCAUGCUUCUAAGAUUGCCCUAGCCUGUUGAAAUCUUCAGUUAGUCUGCAGAACACCAGAACACCUGGCGGUAACGAUGGUUGCCGCUACGCGAAGCCGUCGCAAGUUAUCCCACGAAAUAGAUUCGUUAGAGCUUAACGCGAACAAUAAGCUAGUAGUGCCUCUCGCCAAUACUACGCGACAGCACGCUGCGUUAGCAGAGGACUCGUUUUCUGUCAAACCUCGGGCUUCUAACGGGGACAACAGCGAGCCCAGUCCGAGCGAGGGUUCCAAGCCUAGUCCGAGCCUGCCUUCCGAGUCUAGCCCGAGCCUCGCUACGAGGUAUGGGUCACGACUUAAUAGUGCAGAGGCGAGUGGUGAGCAGUCCCUUGGGAUUGACGAUACUCCAAACUCGAAGAGGAGAAACAGCAGGAGUGGGCGAGCGAAGACUGGCGAAGAGGGCGAAAUGGGAGGCAUUCUGGCGAAGGUUUUCGCCAGUGUAGGUAACACUGCUUGCGUUGGUGAUGGCAGCAGCGGCGGAAGCAGGGAGGGGGUGGCGGGAGGGGGCGAGAGAGGGGCUGAGGAGGAAGGAGGGGGAGGAGGAAUGGCGGGUGAUGUUGAUGCAGGGAAUCGAUCUGACGGGGGAGAAGCAGGAAAAGGAAAGCGGAGUGAGAUAGAAGGUCCAGGAGUCGGGGGUGGAAAUUCGCCAGUGCAAGGGCAGGAGACAGGGAAUGCGUUAGUGCGGGACAAUAAUCAAGAGGAGACGAGAGAAGGGGAGGAUCAAGAAGAGGGGGGAAAGCCAGAGGAGGGGAAGAGGUUAGAAGAGGGUAAGAAGAAAGAAGAGGAGAAGAAGCAAGGAGAGGGGAAGGGGAAAGAAGAGGAGCCGAGGAAAGGAGAGGAUCAGAGGAAAGGAGAUGAUCAGAGGAAAGGAGAGGAUCAGAGGAAAGGAGAGGAUCAGAGGAAAGGAGAGGGGAGGAGCAAGCGAAAGGAGGAAGGCAAGGACAAGAGGAGAGGCAAGGUCCGGAGGAGAGGCAAGAGGACGAGGAAUCGCCUGUAUCCUCUAAAGGAAGAGGAGAGGGGCGAGGUAGGAGGUGCAGUAGAAGCAUCCACACCCGCAGCACGAGACACAGCAGAAAAAGACGCAGCAGCAGCAGCUGCAAUAGAUACACCAGCAGCAGCAUUAAACGCACCAGCAGCAGCAGCAGCAGCAGCAUCUGCUCUUACGGAGUCAGUGGAUCCAGGCGAGGACACACAGGUGGAUGCGCUGGGCAUAGUGGCUCGCCUGCUCGGCUCUGACAGCCAGCCGGGCAGCCAGCCGGACAAUGAUGUGCUUGUAAAGGGCGGAGCGCUGGGAGGGAUACUAGGGGGAGUGGCUGGGGGCGUGGGGGGUGAUCGUAACGGGGGUAGUGAGGUAGGGGGUGCGGGAAAGGGGGCACCAAGUUGGGCCAAUUGGCUCAAGCCCGUGGGGAAAGCAGGAGAGAUGGUUACAGAAGGGCCUGCGGUUACCCCUAGUGUGCAGCCGUUACGGGCUGUGCUGAGGGCAGAUGGGGCGGACCCCUAUGCCCUGCCGUACAUGACUUGGAUAGGGAGUACUUUUUGAAACUGAGUCAACUGCAGGAGGAGGAAGAGGAGGAGGAGGAGAAGGGGAAGAGAAGACGGAUGUCCAAGUCAUG